GCACCUAGACUUAAUCCAAUGACAUAAUUUUAAUUAUAUUAUAAUGAACCAAAGUUAUUAAUGCUCAUCAUCAACUAUAUAUAUAGUCCUAUAUAAAUACAUGGUUCAUUAAUUAACACUAUAUCUAAAAACAUAAUACUCACAAAAAUGAAGAAGUCUUGUGUCGUUUUGAUGGUUUUUUGCCUUGGUGUAAGCUCAUUGAUUGUCGUUUUGGGUUAUGGUGAUGAUAAUGAUAAUAACAAUAACAAUAACCUUUACAAGAAUCUUGAUGUAACAUGGGGUGAAGGUCGUUGCAACAUAAUCAAUGGUGGGAGUGUUAUGGCAGUGUCUCUUGACAAAGUUUCAGGCUCGGGUUUCGAAUCAAAGAAUGAAUAUCUCUUUACCAAGAUUGAGAUGCAAAUUAAACUUGUUCCUGGAAAUUCUGCUGGCACUGUUACGGCUUUUUAUUUAUCUUCGAAGGGUGACCAACAUGAUGAAAUAGAUUUUGAGUUUUUGGGGAAUGUUUCUGGUGAUCCUUACACACUUCAUACUAAUGUGUUUUGUAAAGGAGAAGGAAAAAGAGAACAACAAUUUCGAUUGUGGUUUGAUCCAACUGUUGAUUUUCAUACCUAUUCUAUUCUUUGGAGUCCUCAACACAUUUUGUUUAUGGUAGAUGGAGAGCCCAUUAGAGAGUUCAAGAACUUAGAAGGUGUUGGUAUUCCAUACCCAAAAAGCCAGCCCAUGAAGCUGUACUCAAGUCUUUGGAAUGCUGAUGAUUGGGCCACAAGAGGUGGUUUGGUCAAAACAGAUUGGUCCAAAGCACCAUUCACGGCCCACUUCAAGAAUUUCAAAGCCCAAAAUGGUUGUAGCUGGUCUAAUGGUGGCUCAUGCAAAACCCUAUUCUCUUCAUUUAGCAACAAUCACAGGCUUUGGGAUAAACUUGACCAUAAAGAUCAAGAAAAGAUGAGACAGAUUCAAAAGGACAAUAUGGUCUAUGAUUAUUGUACUGAUUACAAGAGAUUCCCUCAAGGCCCCCCAAAGGAAUGUUACUAUAAGAAUAUCUACUAAUUAUUAAUUAGUUACUAUUUGAUAUUAAGGGAUAAUCAUGACCCUUAUAUUUCAACCAUUUUUCACAUUCUUAUUGUUAUUAUUAUUAUUAAAUUUAGUUUUAUGAAUUAUAAUUCUUUAUUUGCGUAUCUAUCAUACAUUUCUAUGUUACUUGAACAAUGAAUGAAGAAAUUAUUUCUUUGUUAAUCAUGGCUAUAAAUUAAUAUUUUGG
Molecule: messenger RNA, 1258 nt
Organism: Cannabis sativa
Lineage: Eukaryota; Viridiplantae; Streptophyta; Magnoliopsida; Rosales; Cannabaceae
Product: xyloglucan endotransglucosylase protein 7-like
Exons: 3
Coding region: 148-1047 (299 amino acids)
Biological process (GO): cell wall biogenesis; xyloglucan metabolic process
Cellular component (GO): apoplast; cell wall
Molecular function (GO): xyloglucan:xyloglucosyl transferase activity; hydrolase activity, hydrolyzing O-glycosyl compounds
Source: RefSeq, a predicted model, not a curated record